Strongyloides ratti is the source of this 705-nucleotide messenger RNA. RefSeq names its product Gamma-secretase subunit Aph-1 family-containing protein. The transcript is spliced from 3 exons. Gene Ontology annotation, molecular function: protein-macromolecule adaptor activity. The record is from RefSeq and is a predicted model, not a curated record. Gene Ontology annotation, biological process: protein processing; positive regulation of catalytic activity. Gene Ontology annotation, cellular component: membrane; gamma-secretase complex; endoplasmic reticulum. NCBI's taxonomy places the organism in Eukaryota, Metazoa, Nematoda, Chromadorea, Rhabditida, Strongyloididae. Bases 1 to 705 code for a protein of 234 amino acids.
AUGUUUCGGCAUUUAUGCUACACUUCAAUUUUUAUAAGUUCAAUUGUACCAUUUUUGUUUUGUGGAAUAUUUCAUAGUUCUCUUCAAAUAAUUAUUGCAUUUUUUGGUGCAUUUGUUUGGAUUUUAGCAUUUUUGUUAUCAUCUACAAUUUGGAAAAUAGGAACAUUAUUUUAUGAAAAUAUAUAUCUUUAUGUUGUAAUAACAAUCUUGAUACAAGAAAUAUUUAGAAUAUUAUUUUAUUAUAUUAUACGUUAUGGUGAAAAAACAUUAGCAAAAUUGGAGUCACGAUCAAAUAUUCAGGUAUCCGGAUAUUCAUCAAUGGAUAGAGAUAUUAAUGAUGUUUCUGCUGCUGCCGGAUUUGGAAUGGGAGUCAUAUCUCAAGCUUUAUUAACAGUAAAUAAUUUUGUACAUGAUUCAAAACAUGGAGUACCAGGUAUUGCAAACUAUAUUUCAUCACUUCAUCAAUCCCGUGCUGAUACAUAUGUUCCAAAAGAUAUAGUCAUUACUAGUUUAUCAGUAUUAAUACCAUGUUUUAACUUAGCAUGCAAUUUAGGAUGGACAAUGUUAACUUGGAAUAUUUCAACAUGUAUCUUCCAUAACGUUGACCAUUCAAUUAAAAUAGAGAGCACUGAAAAAGUUUUCAAAACUUUAAGUCAAAAUUAUUUGGUUUAUAAAAAUUUAAAUUGGAUAUCUAUUGAUGAUUAA